Messenger RNA from Anoplophora glabripennis (Asian longhorned beetle), 729 nucleotides. RefSeq lists its product as uncharacterized. NCBI's taxonomy places the organism in Eukaryota, Metazoa, Arthropoda, Insecta, Coleoptera, Cerambycidae. The coding region runs from base 63 to 632 and encodes 189 amino acids. The transcript has 3 exons. The record is from RefSeq and is a predicted model, not a curated record.
AAAACGAGCACAGUCGAUAUUUUAGUCUGAGAAACAGAGUCAAUUCAAAUUAGAGAUAAAACAUGUUCCCAGCAAUUGUUACUAAAUUAUUUUUACUGAGUGUAUUUGCAGCUUCAAUACAUUGCGAUGAAGGAGAGUAUUACUGGAGACCAUGGACCUCCGGUUCACCGCCUUCGGACGCUGUCACUGCGCGCGACUACAGGGGCGUAUCAUACAUAGUAGAGGGCUACGUACCAAAUCGUGGACUGUACAUCGGCCAAGCCUUUGCUAACCAGCACCAAGUGAACGUAUCUGUUUCUAACUCAACCAGAUCGUCAACUUUUAUAGUAGCAGAUAGUCGUUCUUUAAAGGUGCUCUGCGCUAAGAACUUGGAAAAGCUAGCGUGGUACCCUAUAACCUACUCUACCCUCCAAAAUGAAUUAGUCACAGCUGUCAUAAAUCCGGUUCUUGGUGGUUUCAAUGCCGACGACCAAGUGGUAUAUAUCGGUAGGUUCGUGGAUAACAGCAGAAGGAUUGUAAUCCUGGGAAGCGUCGUUCAGGAUAACUACUUGCACUACCACUACGGCGGUAAAGCUUACUUGCAAGGGUAUUACGAAAUACUUGUUAUAGGCAGUAAAUGUAUAUCUUAUUAAAUUAAGUUUAUGCUAUUUUAAAUGUUAUUAUUUAGUACAAACGUGUUAGUUUCCAUAGCUAUGUAAGUUUUCCUUUAAUAAAUCAUUUUUAUAUGCA